This is a messenger RNA of Aethina tumida (small hive beetle), 901 nucleotides long. RefSeq names its product ubiquitin-like-conjugating enzyme ATG10. The coding region runs from base 195 to 713 and encodes 172 amino acids. Gene Ontology annotation, molecular function: Atg12 transferase activity. Gene Ontology annotation, biological process: protein lipidation; protein modification by small protein conjugation; macroautophagy. The record is from RefSeq and is a predicted model, not a curated record. NCBI's taxonomy places the organism in Eukaryota, Metazoa, Arthropoda, Insecta, Coleoptera, Nitidulidae. Gene Ontology annotation, cellular component: intracellular anatomical structure. The transcript has 6 exons.
GGGAAUAUUCCAGAUGUGACGCGCCGCGGCCCAACGCCGGACCGACAGCGCCAACUCCUCGGGCCGGCCCGACAGCGGCGACGGCGACGGUCGGACCGGCCGGCCGUUCGCGAAUUUUAUUAGUGUCAAGGCUACGCGGACGUGAUUCACCGCGCCCCGGAGACGGCUCCCGGUCCCCCGCUUAUUAGACGGCGAUGGCCGAAAGCAGUAUGGAGACCUUAACACUGGACCAAUUUAACAAGUGCAUCUCAGAUAUUGUACAAAUAUCUGACUUGAUUUGGGAUGGAUGGAUUUUGAAAAGCAAAGAGGACACAGAUAAUGGUAAAUACUUAAUGAAGAAGUCUUCGAUUACAAUCCCAUCAACAGAUUCUUCAAGUGUCACAGUCACUUAUGAGUACCACAUUGCUUUUAGUUUGAGCUACUCAGUACCAAUAUUGUGUUUUAAUGUUUGGAGAUCAGAUGGUACUCUUCUUUCCAUGGAGGAUUACUGGAACCUAAAUUCAAACUUUAAAAAUGAGAACAUGUACAACUCUCUAACACAACUGGAUCAUCCAGUUUUAUGUAGGCCAUUUUUAACACUUCAUCCUUGUAAGACACAAGAAAUUAUAGGACCUUUUUUAAACACAAGUAAAAAUCCGGUUAUAUCGUGGCUUUCAGUGGUCGGAGGUUUCGUACAUUUGAAGCUACUCGAAGAAUAUUUUAAACAUUGUUAAAACAUAUUUUAUAAAUAUGUUUUACUUUUGCUAGCCUCUUGUGUUAAUUAAUUUCUUAUUUAAUUUGUAGAAGACCUGUCACUACUUGCCUUUCAAUGGUCGUAGGUUUUGUAGGUUUGAAGCUAAUCGAAGAAUAUUUUAACCAAUGUUAAAACAUUUUUUACAAAUAAAGGGAGUUACUUUUGUUA